This is a messenger RNA of Coffea arabica (coffee), 2721 nucleotides long. The record is from RefSeq and is a predicted model, not a curated record. NCBI's taxonomy places the organism in Eukaryota, Viridiplantae, Streptophyta, Magnoliopsida, Gentianales, Rubiaceae.
AUGGCCAUGCAAGAUAUUGGUGUUUCGAUGGUGGGGAAAAUCGCGGAGAAGUUUAUUGAUCCAAUUAUGCAUCAAUUUCAGUAUUUAUUUUGCUAUAGAAACAACGUUGAAACCCUGAAGAAUGGCAUCAAAAAACUCGAGCUAACGAAAACUGAGGUGCAACGAUUGGUAGAUGCAGCAAGAAAUAAUGGUGAAGAAAUUAAACCAAUUGUUACUGAUUGGCUAAGGCAGGCUGAUGGUCUAGAGAAAGAGGCAGAUACUAUUUUUGAGGGUAUGGAGAAUGUUAAGGUGAAUUGCUUUAAAAUUGUUAGGCUUCCGAAUUUGAAGUCACGUUAUUUGAUAGGCCGCCAUGCUGCCAAAAGAGGAAAUGAUGCUGAAAAACAUCUCAGAGAGCGGCAGUUUGAUGAAGUUGGAUACCUUCCUCCACUGGGGAAAAUGCCUUUUAGUGAAUCAACCCCAUCCUUUGAGGAAAGUCUAAUUACAAGGAUGUCAAUGAAAAGGGAAGUGAUUGAAGCUCUAAAGCAGGAUAAAAGAAGUCUACUCGCAAUUUGUGGUAUGGCCGGCGUAGGCAAGACUUUUUUGUUGGAGCAAAUUGCCGACCAGGUUAAGUCUGAGAAACUGUUUGAUGGCAUAGCCUUUGCAUCUAUUUCUCAAAAUCCAGACAUGAGAAAUGUCCAAAAUCAACUUGCUGAGCAGUUAAGGAUGACAUUACUAUCUGAGCACAGUGGUCGUGCAAGAACUGAACAGAUUUAUACUAGACUAACCAAUAGUGACAAGAGAAAUCUUGUUAUGCUGGAUGACAUUUGGGAAGAAGUGGAUCUUAGGAGUCUAGGAAUUCCCAUUAGAUCAGGUGAGUGCAAGAGCUUAAAAGUUGUAUUGACAUCUCGGUUCUCUCAUGUGUGUAGGAACAUGGAAGCUGAAAUUUUUGAGGUGAAUGCCUUGCCUAAGGAAGAAGCAUGGCAUCUUUUUAAAGAGGUUGCGGGAAUUUCCGAUGAUUCAGCUUUGAGUGACGUUGCAAAACAAGUUGCAGAAGAAUGCAAAGGAUUACCUCUAGCAAUCGUUGUUGUUGCCAGGGCAUUUAGGACUAAUUAUACAACACCAGAAUCCUGGAAACUCGCCCUUGGACAGCUAAAGAAGUACACAAUGAGAGACCUAGAAAGAGUUCAAGAUUUGGUGUUUUCCAGAAUCGAAUGGAGCUAUGAUCGUUUGAAAAGUGUUGAAGCCAAGUCACUACUACUGUUUUGCAGCUUGUUUCCAGAGGAUUAUAGCAUUCCAGUCGAAUGUUUGGUUAGGUAUGGGAAAGGGCUGAAAAUGUUCCAAGAUAGAGAGACUUUGGGAGAUAUGAGAUAUAGAGUAGACCAGAGUAUCAGUGACCUUAAAAGUUGCUAUUUGUUGCUAACCGAUGGUGGAAAAGAAGACCAUGUAAAAUUGCAUGAUGUCGUGCGAGAUGUUUGCUUGAAAAUUGCAUCAGAAGGCGAGCAUGUAUUUUUGGUAAGGAACGUUGGAGGAAAAGAAGGGCGCCCGCAACCUGAUUCAUUUGGUCGUUAUACAGCUGUUUCGCUGACAUGGAAGGGCAAUUCUAAUGGACCAUUUCCAUUGGGAGAGGAAUGUCCAAAGCUUAGGCUGCUGCGUUUGGUCUUCCAGUCAAGCAAAAUGAUCAACCUAUCACCAGAUUCUUUUGCAGGGAUGGAAGAUCUCAGGGUCAUGGAGUUUAACAAAUUACAGAUUGAAUUUUCACCAUCAGAUCCUGGCCAAAUGUUGAUGAGCCUUCGGACAUUGUGCCUGGAUUAUUGUGAGUUAGGGAUUGGAACGUCGUCGAUGAUUGGAUACAUGACGCAAUUAGAGAUUUUGAGCUUCUUUGGGUCCAAACUUCGGGAUAAUCAGUUUCCAACCGAAAUUGCUCAGCUGAGUAAUUUAAAGGUGUUGGAUUUGAGGGUUGAAAGUAGCCGCCACCCGUUGUCUCUUGGUAUCUUGUCAAGCUUGAAAAAGCUAGAAGAAUUGUAUAUGGGAUUUCAUCGUCCAUUGCGGCUAGGGAGAAAUGCAGAAGAAGAAAGAGGAUGCAUUAAAGAGAUCACAUCACUCGCUUGCCUUGAAUGUCUCCAAAUUAAUUUACGUGGCAUUGACGACCUGCUUCUAUUAUUACGCGAAUUCCCUGUUGAGAGGUUGUCAAGAUUUAACAUUAGUUGCAAACAAACUCGGACAAAAAAUGGUGGAGACUAUCAAUUUCGGAGGAAUUUCAAACUUUAUUUGCGUGACGAGAAAGAUUCCGAACUAGCAUUGUGUCCUGCAGUUACUAGCAUAAUCAGGAGAACUGAGAAUCUCAUUUUGGACCUUGGGUUCUUGUUUCGCUCGGGGAAUUUUGUGAAUGACUUAGAUGAAAGUGGAUUUGUCAAUUUGAAAAGGCUCAGAUUGAAGUCGGGUUCAUGGGAAUGCCUUAUUGAUUCCACCACCAACCUAGCUCCUCGACAUGUUUUUGAAAAUCUGGUGUUCAUGGAAUUAACAUCUGGAAAAUUGGAAGAAAUAUGUUAUGGAAAUCUUCCACCUCGUUGCUUCAGCCAACUUCAAGAGAUGAAACUCCAGAGAAUAAAUUUUAUUGAGUACUUGUGGAAGGGGCCAAUUGAACCUCCGUCACUUUGCAAUCUCAGAGGUCUCACUCCCUCGGUUGGAAAUGCUAGACCUUACAAGUCCUGGUUAUCGCCCAGAACAAUUUGUAGGAGGUGA